AUGAACAUUCUACCGCACAAAAGUUACCACGUUUACAACCUUAAAAAUAAAGAACGUGUUCGUAAAGACGAAGAAAAAGCUCAACAGGAAGAAGCUGCAAAAAAUGAAAGGAAGGAAAUUGCGGAACGUGAACGAAGAUUGAAACUUCUUCGUGAGAAAGCAAGUGCAAAACAAAGUAUACUGAUACAAGGAAUGCAAGGAAUACAAGGAAGUGCAAAUAAUCCUUUUGCUUUAGAGACAACAAAGAAUGAUGAUCAAAGAUUACAGAUUCAAAGUUCGACCGAAACAACUAGCGGUCAUAUCAAUUUUUGGGAAGAUAAAGAGAAAUUAACAAUUUUCAUAGAUCCCAAACCAUGGUAUAUGAAAGUUAACAAAGAAGAAAGAUAUUCAAUAGACGGAACAAUUAAAAAAAAAAAAGAUGAGGGAAUAAAAUCAUUUGAAGAUCCAUUACUUACAUUGAAAAAAACUUUGGAUAAAAAGAAAAAAAAUGAUGUUAUUGCUCAACUUCAAGAAAGUAAUUCAUUAUUAACAAUCGAAGAGCUACGCGCUAAACGACUUGCAAGAGAACACGAGGAGCGAUUACGUACACUUAAACUUCUCAAUCCUCAUAUAAGUAUUGAAGAAUCAUCAAAAAAUCGAUAUAAUUCACAAUUCAAUCCGGAAGCUACCGAGGCAGCACAUAAUAUAUCUGGAAAGCAACGUAAAGAUUACUAUCGAUCUAAUCAUAAUCACCAUCACCAUCACUCCAGUAGACAUAACAGAUAUAACCCUUAUUAA
Diversispora eburnea is the source of this 777-nucleotide messenger RNA. The record is from the annotation of a GenBank genome assembly. Lineage: Eukaryota; Fungi; Glomeromycota; Glomeromycetes; Diversisporales; Diversisporaceae.